UCUUCUCUUUCAGCUUUGGUUCGCCUUUGUUAAUGGAUUUUCUGGGCAGAUUUUAUUUGAACGUUGGUGCAUCGGCUUGUACAAUGUGAUUUUCACCGCACUACCACCCUUCACUCUGGGAAUCUUCGAGAGGUCUUGCACCCAGGAGAGUAUGCUCAGGUUCCCACAGCUCUACAAAAUCACCCAGAAUGCGGAAGGCUUCAACACAAAGGUUUUCUGGGGUCACUGCAUCAACGCCUUGGUCCACUCCCUCAUCCUCUUCUGGUUUCCCAUGAAAGCGCUGGAGCAUGAUACUGCAUUGGCCAGUGGCCAGGCCACAGACUAUUUGUUUGUUGGAAAUAUUGUUUACACGUAUGUUGUUGUCACUGUGUGUCUGAAAGCUGGUUUGGAGACCACAGCAUGGACUAAAUUCAGUCAUCUGGCUGUCUGGGGAAGCAUGCUGAUCUGGCUGGUGUUUUUUGGCAUCUACUCAACCAUCUGGCCCACCAUUCCCAUUGCUCCAGAUAUGAAAGGACAGGCAACAAUGGUCCUGAGCUCCGCACACUUCUGGCUGGGAUUAUUUCUGGUGCCCACAGCGUGUUUGAUGGAAGAUGUAGCAUGGAGAGCGGCCAAGCAUACCUGCAAAAAAACAUUGCUGGAGGAGGUGCAGGAGCUGGAGACGAAGUCCAGAGUGAUGGGGAAGGCGAUGCUUCGGGACAGUAAUGGAAAGAGGAUGAAUGAACGUGACCGCCUACUGAAGAGGCUCAGCAGGAAGACACCCCCCACUCUCUUCCGGGGAGGCUCCAUCCAGCAGUGUGUCCCCCAUGGGUAUGCCUUCUCUCAAGAAGAGCAUGGAGCUGUUACUCAGGAAGAAAUUGUCCGUGCUUAUGACACCACCAAAAAGAAAUCGAGGAAGAAAUAAGACAUGAGUCGUCUUGAUUGGUCCCAGGAAGGAGAUGCAGUUUGUUGCACCCAGUGUUAACACAUCUCUGUCGGAAGAGACUGGUGUCAGCAGCCAAAACACCACAAAACCCAUUUCUGUGGCCUUAGCCAACCAGUUUGUUAGUCCACAUUCCCUCGCAAAGCUGGAGUAGAUAGCGCAGGGGAAGCCAUUUUGUUCCCUUUCAGUUCAUCCGCAGUGCUUGGCCUAACUUCUGUUUACCUUGUUCUGAAGCAUUCAACUGUGCUCUGUGAGGUGUGAAAUUAAAAACGUUAUGUUUCACCAAUAUUU
Odobenus rosmarus divergens (Pacific walrus) is the source of this 1210-nucleotide messenger RNA. RefSeq names its product probable phospholipid-transporting ATPase IB-like (gene ATP8A2). Gene Ontology annotation, biological process: phospholipid translocation; neuron development. Gene Ontology annotation, cellular component: plasma membrane. Gene Ontology annotation, molecular function: ATPase-coupled intramembrane lipid carrier activity. The transcript has 10 exons. The coding region runs from base 152 to 901 and encodes 249 amino acids. Lineage: Eukaryota; Metazoa; Chordata; Mammalia; Carnivora; Odobenidae. The record is from RefSeq and is a predicted model, not a curated record.